Molecule: messenger RNA, 2190 nt
Organism: Entamoeba nuttalli P19
Lineage: Eukaryota; Evosea; Mastigamoebida; Endamoebidae
Exons: 1
Coding region: 1-2190 (729 amino acids)
Biological process (GO): negative regulation of TORC1 signaling; positive regulation of autophagy
Cellular component (GO): GATOR1 complex
Molecular function (GO): GTPase activator activity
Source: RefSeq, a predicted model, not a curated record
AUGAUAGACAUGUCUUCAGAAAUGUGGGAGCAUCAUCCAGAUGGAGAGAUGUAUUUUGAUAAGUGUUUGGAUUUUCUAACAGAAUUAUAUCAACAUUUUAGAGAAGUUCAUGCAAAACACACAAUUGUUAUCUCUUUAUUUUCAAGGGUACAACCUAAUUUUCGCCCUACAUCAGCUACACCAACAUUUAGAUGUCUUUCCCCUUCAAAUUUAAGUAAACCCAAAGACACUGACUUUAUUCAUACAAUUUCAUUUGCAGAUUCAUUUCCAUUAACAUUAUUAAAUUCUCGUUUAAAGCAAUACUUUAGUCAAUGGAAGAAAAUGACAAGUAUUGAAAAUGAAGCUAUCUUAUGUUCUUCAAAGAAUUCAAAUUUAUUAGAAUCAAUUAUUACAGUAUUACAUCACUUUGGAUCUCAUUUUAGAGGAGGAGGAAGUGAAACUAUGUUAAUCAUUACUCCUGGUCCAGGAUUAAUUAAAUGUAAUUCAUUAGUAAAGUCAUUAUGUAAAAGAAUUGUAUUAAAAAAUUACGCGAAUAUUCAAAUGGUUUCAUUAGCAACCAAACCACUUUAUACAACUCCACUUAUACUUUUAAAUGAUGUAGAAGCCGAAGAAAGAAAUUAUUAUAUCCCGUGUUGGAUUAAAAUACGUUAUUAUCAAAGUUUUACAUUUGAUGCAUUUAAGUUAUGUAGGUCUCAUAACUGCCAUAAUUGUCUUACUAAAAAUUUUGAUAAAAAUGCAGAGUAUUUCUUUGUUCCAUUAAUUAAAAGAAAGUGUAUUGUUAAACAGGACUAUCUUGUUCCUAUUGAUCAAGAAACUUCUACUGAUAUUUGUCAAAUAAAACAAAGUCUUCUUCCAUUAAAUGGAGUUUCUCCUUUACAUAUUAAUGUCAUUCCAAAAGAACAUAGUUUGGCUUAUUGUAUCUCAGAAUCAUUAAAUCAUCCUCGAAAUGACCCAUGGGAUAAUCUUAUUAAAUUGCAAUUCCCUUCAAAAUAUAUUUCUGAAACUCCAACAAAGUUAUUUAAAAAAAUAGAAGAAAUAAAUUAUGUUGUUGUACCAUCGAAUAAUGUUAUUCCUAAACAAUUAUUUAAUAUUAUGAUUGGAAAUAGAGUUUCAUUAGGAUUUCAAUUUAAUCCUAAUACUACUUCAGAAAAUAGUGUUACACUUUAUUCUCCAGACGCUAUUCAUUUACUUCAAUUAAAAGAAAAUGGUGUUGAAGUUAAAAUUCAACAAAAAGUUUAUUCAUCAAUUUCAUUACUUCCUUAUCAUUAUUCUUUUAUUGCAAUUACUACACCACCAAUAUCUCCUGAAUUUGAUAUCACAAAGUAUAAUAAAACAACUAGAACUAUUAAUUUACAACCAUUGAGAGGAAUGAAUUGGAAAGUAUAUGACAAUUUUGAUAGUUUUACUGUAGAUGAUGUUAGUCUUGAUAAAUUUCAUUCUCAAAUAUUUCAUGUCUCUUCAAAAGAAAGUGAAGAAGAACAAUUAUUUGCAUUUUUUAAAUAUUAUGAAUUUAUCAUUUCUCAAAGUGAUAAUAUGGUUGAAUGGUUUCCAAUUAUAUUUAAUAAAAUUGAUGUUAAAAGAAAUGAAAUUGAUUAUUUUAAUAUCGACAAAGUACUUCAAACAAUGAUUAAAGAUAUUCAUGGAAAAGUUAGUGGUACAACUCUUGCUACUUGGAUGUGUAAUAAAACAAAUGUAGUUAAUAGGAUGCAUGCUAAAAUAAUUUUAAAUGCUUUACUUAAACGUCAACUAAUUAUAGGUCCAGAAGGUCAAAAUUCUUUUGUUGAUUCUCAACAAGUUAUUUAUACUACUCUUCCUUUACAGAGAACUAAUCCUGCUGAUGUUGUUGAAAGACAAGUCCAAGCAACACCUUCUCCUUUCCAUUAUCGUUCAUUCCUCGUUAGAAUAAAUUGUGGUGAAGAUAAAAAAGAAAAUUAUUUUUUAGAGAUGGCAAAAGUAUUUACCCCAAAUGAACAUUAUCACAUAGGCUUCUAUUGGUUAAAUGUCUUUAUGAGUCCAAGAACUAUGGAUUCAAUUAUUGCCUCACAUUGUAAACACUUUGAAAAGAAUGUAGAUUUGAGUUUUGUUCAACAAAUAUUACCUCGUGAUAUUGCGGUGAUGAAAUCUCUUGAUUGUAAAACUCAAAAGACAAGUAAAAAACAUCAAAAUCCAAUCAAUUGUAAGUUUCAAUGA